UUCUCCAGCAGAUUCAGAUUUUUACAGUCCAAUUGUUCCUGACACUUGGAAGACAUGUCAGCUUUGCCUCAGAUCCUCAUCAUGAGUUCUGAGUCAGUAAAGGUGGUGGUCCGUUGCCGCCCAAUGAAUGAAAAAGAACGGGCAAACGAAUUUGAAAGGGUGGUCUCUGUGAAUGUGAAACUGGGCCAAAUUAUUGUCAGGAACCCCAAUGAAGCUUCAGCCAGCAGUCCUCCCACAGUCUUCACUUUUGAUUCAGUCUACAACUGGAACUCCAAACAAAUAGAUCUGUAUAAUAAAUCCUUCAGGCCCCUGGUAAAUUCAGUUCUUCUUGGCUUCAAUGGGACUAUCUUUGCCUAUGGGCAGACAGGUACAGGGAAGACAUACACAAUGGAAGGGUUGAGAAAUGAUCCAGAGAGGAGAGGGGUGAUCCCUAACGCCUUUGAUCACAUCUUCACACACAUCUCACGGUCCCAGAAUCAGCAGUACCUGGUGAGAGCAUCAUAUCUUGAAAUUUACCAAGAUGAGAUCAAAGACUUGCUCUCCAAGGACCAAUCCCAUCGUCUUGAGCUGAGUGAGAGGCCUGACACGGGAGUUUUUGUCAAAGACCUGUCAUCAUUUGUCACAAAGAGUGUGCAAGAGAUCGAGCAUGUCAUGAAAGUGGGCAACCAGAAUCGUUCUGUGGGUGCUACAAACAUGAAUGAACACAGUUCCCGAUCUCACGCCAUUUUCGUCAUCACUGUUGAGUGCAGUGAGCUGGGUGUGGAUGGAGAGAACCAUAUCAGAGUUGGCCAUCUGAACCUGGUAGAUUUAGCGGGCAGCGAAAGGCAGGCCAAAACUGGCGCUGAGGGGGAGAGGCUUAAAGAAGCCACAAAGAUCAACCAGUCGCUUUUUGCUCUGGGGAAUGUCAUGUCAGCUCUGGUGGAUGGCAGGACCAGCCACAUCCCCUACCGAGAUUCAAAACUCACCCGUCUGCUGCAGGACUCCCUGGGGGGCAAUGCCUGCACUGUCAUGGUUGCCAACAUUGGGCCAGCAUCCUACAACAUGGAGGAGACCUUAACAACAUUGCGAUACUCCAACAGGGCAAAGAACAUCAAGAAUAAACCACGCAUCAAUGACGACCCCAAGGAUGCCCUACUGAGGGAGUUUCAGGAGGAGAUCGCCAGGCUGAAGGCGCAGCUGAAGAAGCGCUCAGGGGAAAAAAAGAAGAAGAAGCAGAGAAGGGCUGGGGAAGGGAGCAAUGGUGAGGAUCUGGAAGGAGAGACAGAGGAUGAUGAUGAAGAUGGAGAUGACAAUGGAGAUUACUGGCGGGAGCAACAGCUUAAGCUGGAGAGAGAGAGGAAUGCCAUCAUGGAGGAUCACAGUCUGGUGGCUGAGGAGAAAGUUCAACUGCUCAAGGAAAAGGAGAAGAAAAUGGAAGACUUGAGGAGGGAGAGGGAGGCUGGAGAGUUGAUUGAGGCUAAAGUUAAGGCAAUGGAGAGUAAGCUCCUGGUUGGGGGGGAGAACAUAGUGGAUCACACCAACGAGCAACAGAGAAUGCUGCAGCAGAGGAAGCAUGAAAUCGCUGAAAAGAAAGACAGAGAGCGAGAGAUGCAGCAGCAGAUGGAGUGUCGUGACGAGGAGACUCUGGAGCUGAAAGAGACCUUUACGUCCUUGCAGCAGGUUGUCGACAGCAAAACCAAGAAGCUGAGAAAGGUGUUUGCCAGGUUGCAGGCAAUGAAGGCAGAAAUCCACGACAUCCAGGAGGAACACAGCAAAGAACGCCAGAAGCUGGAACAGAACCAGAAUGACCUCACCAAGAAGCUCAAACUCAAACAUCUGAUCAUUGAGAACUUCAUUCCCCCAGAGGAGAAGAGCGAAUUAGACAGCAGAGUUUACUUUGAUGAAGAGGAUGAGCACUGGAAACUGAAGCCCAUCACGCCUGUACUGAAGCCACCUGACUACGGGAGGCCUCUCUUUUACCACACUUGCUAUCCCAUGACGAAACUUGGCUCGAGAUACAAAGCUGUACACAUCCCGACACUGAAACUGGACCUUCCAACACGGACGACUUUGGACUAUCAGGUGCCGGUGGUCGCCCCAGCGAUGUUAGAAGCUCUGAGGAACGCUCUCAAGAUUGAGGAUGUGAUGGUGAUAGAUGCCUCAGACUGUGAAAGGCCAGCCAGCACCAUCUCCGGCCUCAGGAAAUCAAAGUCUGGUCGAUCAAGAGCUAGCAAGAGGUCGAGCAGCCCCUCCAGUCCAGGACCUCCUCUCUACCCAAAAUGCCGCGGCCUGGUGCCCAAGUGACAGCUUCAGCCACAACUAUCACUACCUCAGACUUAUCAUGCAACUUUUUGUUGAGCUGUUUAUUUUUGUCCAGACUACAGAAUCUGGAAUUCUGUAAACGUUAAAGAAUCAGUAAAGAAUGUUUAUACUAAUGCUGCUUUGUAGGUUUUAACUGAAGCCACACCAUUAUGAACUGUUUCCUUUGAAGAUUUGAGUUGAUACAAGCUUAUAAAGUUCAUGUGCCCUGCAACGCCAUGCCACUAAGAGAAGGAAACUGAACAUCUAGUAACUGUUUUAACGUCAUAAAGGCUGAAAAUUUUAAAUUAAAAACAUAUAUAGUGUUUGUAUAGGCGUA
This is a messenger RNA of Hippoglossus stenolepis (Pacific halibut), 2617 nucleotides long. RefSeq names its product kinesin-like protein KIF3B. Lineage: Eukaryota; Metazoa; Chordata; Actinopteri; Pleuronectiformes; Pleuronectidae. The transcript is spliced from 8 exons. The record is from RefSeq and is a predicted model, not a curated record. Gene Ontology annotation, biological process: microtubule-based movement. Gene Ontology annotation, molecular function: microtubule binding; microtubule motor activity; ATP binding. Bases 55 to 2283 code for a protein of 742 amino acids.